Folsomia candida is the source of this 529-nucleotide messenger RNA. RefSeq lists its product as uncharacterized. NCBI's taxonomy places the organism in Eukaryota, Metazoa, Arthropoda, Collembola, Entomobryomorpha, Isotomidae. Bases 11 to 478 code for a protein of 155 amino acids. The transcript is spliced from 4 exons. The record is from RefSeq and is a predicted model, not a curated record.
UGCAACUACAAUGCUAGCCAAAUGUCCAAUAACUAUCUGCGGUGCCAAAAUUCCCAUGCGAUUUGGACCUGAUGAAAGCGAGUUCGAUAUGAACGGAUGGGGGCGUUGCAGGAACUGCAAGUCUUUCAUCUUUCGGGAUCAUAUUUAUUGCCAAUCGUGCCGAUGUGUGAAUCAGGCGGCCAAAGAAAAUCAGGACUUAAUCGUAAAGCAAGCACUGGCGAAAAGAUUGCAUGCCCAGAAGAAAGAAAACGAAGAAAAAGAUUCGAAGAUUGCCCGGUUGGAGGCUGACUAUCUGGAAUUAAGCUUAAUUUUAAGCAAGAAAAAUGCCGAGAGGAAUUCAAAAGGGGCGGAUAAUUUCAAGCAAAGCGGAAUUGUUGAUACUCAUGGGGAUUUUGUCGAGAAAACUGCGACAGAGGAAAGUUCAGAGGUUGAUGGCGAUAAACCGAACAAUGAGGACAAUGAGGACAAGCAGGAUUAAUCUUUCACAAAUGUCUUAAACUUGGGUGUGAUUCAUAUCUGUAAAUUGUUA